Messenger RNA from Condylostylus longicornis, 1755 nucleotides. RefSeq lists its product as uncharacterized. The record is from RefSeq and is a predicted model, not a curated record. Gene Ontology annotation, biological process: centriole replication; mitotic cell cycle. Lineage: Eukaryota; Metazoa; Arthropoda; Insecta; Diptera; Dolichopodidae. Gene Ontology annotation, cellular component: centrosome; centriole. The transcript has a single exon. Bases 443 to 973 code for a protein of 176 amino acids. Gene Ontology annotation, molecular function: calcium ion binding.
UGCAUGUACUCGCGUACACAAACGCAGCCGGUGUAAUAGUUGUAUUGUAUUGCAAAAUUUUAUCGUGUUUGAACUUGUUCGAUCGAGGUGUUUGACAAUUUGUUUCAACAUUUUUAUUGUCUUUCAAAAAUUAAUAAACAAAAAUUUGUGAGAUUGGGAGAAGUGUAUAUUUAAUAUGUAGUCUAUACAUUUACAUUACACACUGCAAGUCGAGUAACAUAAGAACCAGCCUAGUUAUAAAUAUUAAAAGCAAGAAAAUUGUGGAGGCCGUGAACUUGAAUACCGUUUCUAACCAACACAAAACAAAAUAUUCAAAAAUGUUUACUCUAUUUAAACAAACAAAUUAAAAAUUAAACAAGUUUGAAAAACAAAACAAAUUAAUUUCAAUUAAUUCUGCGAUAAAGAAUUCUAAUCAACGUUCCUAAAGUAUUGUAAAAAAUAAAUGGAAAAAAAUACAGCAGCGGUGACAAAUAAAAAAACAAUGCAGCCUGUUGGAGGGAGAAAAAAAUCUGGUCCAAAAUUUGAGCUAACUGAAGAACAAAAAAAUGAUAUAAAAGAAGCAUUUGAUUUAUUUGAUACUGAAGGUACAGGACAUAUUGAAAGCAAAGAGCUUAAAGUAGCAAUUAGAGCUUUGGGGUUUGAACCGAAGAAGGAAGAAAUUAAAAGAAUGAUAGCUGAAAUCGAUAAGGAUAAUACUGGUAAAAUAUCAUUUACUGACUUUUUGCAGUUAAUGACAAUGAAAAUGGCUGAAAAGGAUAGCAAAGAAGAAAUUUUAAAAGCAUUUAGAUUAUUUGAUGAUGACGAAACCGGAAAAAUUUCAUUUAAAAAUUUGAAAAGAGUUGCAAGAGAGCUGGGUGAAAAUUUAACGGAUGAAGAAUUGAGAGAAAUGAUAGAUGAAGCUGAUUUAGAUGGUGAUGGUGAGGUUAAUCAAGAAGAGUUUCUUAGAAUCAUGAAAAAAACCAGCCUUUAUUAAAAUUAAAAACUUUUUGAAUAAAUAUAUGCUUUUUGUUUUUUAUAAAACAAUUUAUCAGCUUCAAAUUAGAUGUAAAUAUUUGUAUCUUUGCAUCUUAAAAAUAUUUAACAUAAAAUAUAGUUGUAAAUUUAAUUUUAUUAAAAUAUCAUAUUUACGUAAGUACUUCAUUUAUAUAUAAUUAUAAUUUUUAUUGUAACAGCUAUAAUAAUAAUUUGAUAUUUGUCUAUUAAAAGUAUACUUAAUUAAAUUUUCAAAGACUAAUAAUCCCUUAAUAUGUGUGUUUAACUAGGGAACUUAUUUAAGAAGUACAAUUUACCAAGGGAAGAAAAAAACCAAUUAUUUUAUUAUACGAUUUAAAUUAUAAAAAUAUAUAUUUUAAAAUUUAUAUUUAAUUUAUACUUUUAACUUUUAAGCAUAUCUAUAAAUCAAGGAAAUCAUUUCGAGUCAUUUUUUAUAUUAGAUAAUAAUAUUAACAAGCUUAUUAAAUAUGCAAAAUAUAAAUCGGAAGCACUAUGAAAUUAAAAAAUAAUGUAGAUGUUUGUAUCUAUAUAAAAUAUGGAGUUAAAAAUAAGUUAUAAUUAAAUAUAUUUCUGUAUGCACCAUGGUAUUUUUUGUUUUAAUUUAAUAGGGAACUUUACAAAAACAUUUCUUAGCAUAAGCAAUUCCCAGGUGAGCGAUUUAGUAAUAAAAUUGCAAGAGAUGUCAAAAUUGUUAAUGACGAAAUAUAAUAAAAAAAUUAUUGCAUAACAGCCAAAUGUUAAAGAUUAAAAAAAAUAUACUAA